UCUCGCGCCACUUUCAGGCGCUUUGGCGCGAGAGCGUGAAGUUGCGGGCCUGUUGCGGGCGCUCGGCAGGCGUCCUCCUCUUCCUUUGCACUCCCCUCCCCACUUUUUGACCGCGCCAUGGAUUUGAGCGAGUGCCCGCGCGACGGGGCUGAUGAUGGUUGCCAUGGAGCUUCACGUUCACGCCGUGAGAAAAAAUCUAAAAAAGGGAGAGAGGAAGCACUGGAACGUUUGAAAAAGGCAAAGGCUGGUGAGAAAAUCAAAUAUGAGGUUGAGAAGUUCACAAGUGUUUAUGAUGAAAUUGAUGAAGAGCAAUACUCUAAGAUUGUCAGAGAACGCCAAGAUGAUGACUGGAUUGUGGAUGAUGAUGGAGUUGGUUACGUAGAAGACGGCAGGGAGAUUUUUGAUGAAGAUUUGGAAGAUGAUGCUCUUGAUUCCGACAAGAAAAGAAGAAGAGAUGCAACUUCCACAAAUGACAAGAGAAAUGUGAAGAAGGCUAUGGUAUCAAAACCAAAGACUAUUAAAUCUAUGUUUAUGGCCAGUACUGGGAAGAAAAAUGCUGAUAAAGCUGUUGACCUGUCUAAGGAUGAUUUGCUAGGCGACAUUUUGCAAGAUCUGAAUGCUGAGUCUGUUUAUAUAGCACCACCACCAGUUGCAGUGCUAAAAAAGAAGAGACUUUUUGGAACACCAUUGAAUCCUUUUUCUGUGCAAUCUCAAGUCUCCAAGAGAACUUCUUCUGUAGUGAGGGAAACUGUUACUCCUGCCAAACAAGAAGUUUCUACAGUAAAUUCAUCUCAUUCUAAGCAUUCAGUCUACACGGCUAGAUCAGAAGCAGUGAAAGAAGAGAACAAUGGUCCUGAACAUGGAGUAGAAUUUGUGGGAAAUGGAGUAAAAACUAAACCAGAGGAGGCUGCUAAAGAAGAUGAACAGGCUAUGAUGGAUUUUGAUGUUGAAGACUUUGAUGAAUCUAUGGAGGAAAUGGGAAGUGUAGCAGAACCGGUUACAUGCCAGAAAGAAGAGACGAAAUCAGAAGAGAGACAAAUGCAGCAAGUAGACUCUGUGAAAACAGGCUCACAUUUCUUAAGCUCUGCCCUCCCUGAUGUUUCCUGUUGGGACAGAAUUGAUGAAAAUGACGAUGGGCAUCUAGCUUCAGAAAUGGAAUCCAUUCAAGUGGAUGCCAGUCAACUCCCACUAAUAAUUGGGGAAGAUGGGCAGCAGAUCUUCAAGUUCUAUUGGUUGGAUGCUUAUGAAGAUCAGUAUAAUCAACCAGGAGUGGUAUUUCUCUUCGGUAAAGUGUGGAUUGAAUCAGUGCAGUCCUAUGUGAGCUGUUGUGUAACAGUAAAAAACAUUGAAAGAACUAUUUACCUACUGCCACGUGAGUCGCGAAUUGAUUUAUCUUCUGGCAAAGAAACAGAGAUUCCUGUGACUAUGAUGGACAUCUAUCAAGAAUUUAAUGACCGGGUUGCUGAAAAAUACAAGAUCAUGAAGUUCAAGUCCAAGAAAGUGGAAAAGAAUUAUGCUUUUGAGAUACCAGAUGUUCCUGUAAAAUCUGACUACUUAGAAGUUAGAUACUCGGCUGAAUUAAGUCGGCUACCUCAAGACCUGAAAGGAGAGACAUUUUCUCAUGUAUUUGGAACGAACACUUCUAGUCUAGAACUAUUACUGAUGAACAGGAAGAUUAAAGGACCAAGUUGGCUGGAAAUAAAAAACCCACAGCUCUCGAACCAGUCUGUCAGUUGGUGUAAGGUGGAACUGGUGGCACUGAAGCCUGACUUGGUGAAUGUGUUGAAGGAUCUUCCCCCACCUCCUCUUGUGAUCAUGUCUCUUAGCAUGAAGACAGUUCAGAACACAAAGACUCAUCACAAUGAGAUUAUGGCUAUUACGGCAUUAGUACAUCACAAAUUUUAUCUGGACAAAGCUCCACCUGAACCUCCCUUUCAGACCCAUUUCUGUGUUAUUUCCAAACCAAAUGAUUGCAUUUUUCCAUAUGACUUCAAAGAAGUAAUUAAAAUUAAAAAUAAGAAUGCUAAAAUAGAGAUUGCCACAACAGAGAGGACACUACUGGGGUUUUUUCUGGCAAAGGUUCAUAAAAUUGAUCCAGAUGUUAUUGUGGGACAUAAUAUUUAUGGCUUUGAUCUGGAACUUCUUCUCCAGAGAAUUAACUACUGCAAAGUUCCACAUUGGUCUAAGAUAGGUCGACUGAGGAGGUCAAACAUGCCAAAGCUUGGGGGUCGUAGUGGAUUUGCUGAAAAGAAUGCAACUUGCGGUCGAAUGAUUUGUGACGUGGAAAUUUCAGCAAAGGAGCUGAUUCGUUGUAAAAGUUAUCAUUUGUCUGAACUUGUCAGCCAGAUUCUGAAAAUGGAAAGAGUGACAAUUCUAUCUGAAGAGAUACGAAAUAUGUACAGUGAUUCCCGUCACUUACUUUAUAUGCUGGAAAACACCUGGACUGAUGCCAAGUACAUUUUACAAAUAAUGUGUGAUCUGAAUGUUCUUCCACUAGCCCUACAGAUUACAAAUAUUGCUGGCAAUGUUAUGUCAAGGACUCUGAUGGGUGGGCGAGCCGAGCGUAAUGAGUACUUGCUCCUUCAUGCAUUUUACGAAAAUAAUUUUAUUGUGCCUGAUAAACAGCUCUUUAAAAAACCUCAGCCGAAGCAGCUGGAAGAAGAAGAAGAUUUUGAAGGUGAUCAGAAUAAAUCAAAGAUGGGGAGAAAAAAGGCAGCAUAUUCUGGAGGUUUAGUUUUGGAUCCAAAAAUUGGUUUUUAUGACAAGUUCAUUUUGCUUCUAGACUUCAAUAGCUUGUACCCUUCAAUUAUCCAAGAGUUUAAUAUCUGUUUUACAACAGUUGACAGAGUAUCUUCCAAUGUGCGCAAAAAGACAGAGGAUGGAGAACUAGAAGAAAUUCCUGAAUUACCAGAUUCAGCUCUAGAAAUGGGAAUCUUACCUAAAGAAAUCAGGAAGCUAGUUGAGCGAAGGCGUCAAGUGAAGCAGUUGAUGAAACAGCCAGACUUAAAUUCUGACCUCUACUUACAGUAUGAUAUCAGGCAGAAGGCUUUGAAGCUUACAGCUAAUAGCAUGUAUGGAUGCCUGGGGUUUUCCUACAGCAGAUUCUAUGCAAAGCCUCUUGCAGCUUUGGUGACUUUCAAAGGCAGAGAGAUUUUGAUGCAUACUAAGGAGAUGGUGCAGAAGAUGAAUUUGGAAGUGAUUUAUGGUGAUACAGACUCCAUUAUGAUAAACACAAACAUUACCAACUUAGAAGAGGUCUUCAAAAUGGGGAACAAGAUUAAAAGUGAAGUGAACAAACUGUACAAGUUAUUGGAGAUUGAUAUUGAUGGAGUCUUUAAGUCCCUUUUACUGUUAAAAAAGAAGAAAUAUGCUGCUUUGGUUGUGGAGCAAACAGGAGAUGGAAAAUACUUUACUAAGCAAGAACUGAAAGGACUGGACAUAGUACGAAGAGAUUGGUGUGAUCUUGCAAAAGAAACUGGAAACUAUAUAAUCAGUCAGAUUCUUUCUGACCAAUCCCGAGAUGUAAUUGUAGAAAACAUCCAGGCGAGGCUCAUCCAAAUUGGAGAAAAUGUGGUAAAUGGCAGUGUUCCAAUAAAACAAUUUGAAAUCAACAAGGCAUUGACAAAGGACCCACAAGAUUACCCAGACAAAAAAAGUCUACCUCACGUUCAUGUUGCCCUGUGGAUAAAUUCUCAAGAGGGUAGAAAGCUGAAAGCUGGAGAUACUGUGUCAUAUGUUAUCUGUCAGGAUGGAUCAAAUCUGAGUGCCAGCCAGAGAGCAUAUGCUCCAGAACAGUUGAAAAAACAAGCAAAUCUUGCUAUUGAUACUCACUACUAUCUGUCACAACAGAUUCAUCCAGUAGUUGCUCGUAUCUGUGAACCCAUAGAUGGAAUUGAUUCAGUCCUUAUCGCAGUAUGGCUUGGAUUGGAUCCCUCACAGUUCAAAGUCUGUCACAAUUAUCAUAAAGAUGAAGAGAAUGAUGAUUUGCUUGGUGGCACAGUUCAGCUCACUGAUGAAGAGAAAUAUAAAGACUGUGAAAGAUUCAAGUUUGCCUGCCCAAAAUGUGGGACAGAAAAAAUUUAUGAUAUUGUCUUUGAUCAUUCGAGUCUGAUGACUGACGCCAGUUUGCAAUCGUCUAGCAAAUGUCAUGGAGACUUUUCAAGCUACCUAAAGCAAAUUAACAACAAGCUAACCUUGGAUAUAAGAAGCUAUAUUAAAAAGUACUACAGCGGUUGGCUGAGGUGUGAGGAGCAGACAUGCCAAUUUCGUACCCGUCGCCUUCCCCUCCGCUUUUCCCGGAAUGGUCCUCUGUGUCCAGUCUGUAGGAAGGCUAUCCUUAAACGAGAGUACUCUGACAAGGCCCUAUUCACCCAGCUGUGCUUUUACCGGUGCAUUUUUGAUGUGGACUGUGCAAAGGAAAAACUUUCAGUUCAGGAGAAAGGGAAGUUGCCGAAGAAUCAGGACCCGAAUGAUAACAAGAACGUUUACAUAAAGCUGAAGAGCACAGUAGACAAAUGGUUGUCCAUGAGCAGCUACUCAGAAGUGAACCUCAGCAAACUCUUUCAGACCUUCAAUGUAGUAAAAUCUGCAGGAGAUCCCAGUGCUUAAACACUGUGUUUCAGUAGAACGGGACAAAAAGUCUUUUGUAGACAUCUCUCUAGGCAAAAAACUUCUUUUUCUUUUCUAGUUUUUCAUUUAUGGUUGCACACUAGCCCUGUUUUAUGUUGUUUAAAAUCCACACAAAUAUACUUUUAAUCUGAGUUUAUUUAAUGGAUAAAAAAUAUAGAAUGAAAAGCCAUAUUAAAAGCAGUAGAUAUACUGGCCACCUGUACUGCUUAUGUUACAAUAAAUAUCUAUUUGUUGUAUAUCUAGACCUAGAAGGGAAGAAAGGGGAGGAGAAAUAGCUCCUUUAAUUGAAUAAUUCGCAGUGAGAGUUGCUGGAAUGUAAGUGAUCCUAGACUUUGCUCCAGGGUAUUUAGUAGAGGUGCUCUCAGGAAAAGAGGUUAGUGGAGGUCUCAGUAGGAGCACUAAUGUUUUCCCUUUUCACAAUUUAUCUACUUUGUGACCAUAUACACAGCAGUGAAAAACAAUACUAAACCUAAAUGUUUUCUGUUAAUGCUUGAUUCCAAUGUGAUCUUUAUUUGUGAAACUGUUUUUUGAAGGGUGGGGGUGGGAUUCUGCCAAACAAGUUCAUUCAGACAAUAUUGUGCUGUGAAGAUACAGAGUAACCACAUGGAAAUUAAUGCUAAAGCACCAAUUGACUUUUGUACAGGGCAAGAAGAUAGUGUGUGUGCGCAGCAGAUUCUCCCAGCCACACAUAUGUAUUUAAAUGUUCCACUUUGGUUCCUUAGGAUUCAACAAAAUAAGCAGUGAAACCUACUGUGAUAAUUGGGGGGGGGGGGAAGAGGAUGAGAAUAUCAUAUUUCAGCCAACAAAUAGAAGUCAUUGAUACAUUAUUUUAGGAAAAGUUUUAGGGGAUUUAUAAAUAUUGUUUGAAGUAUUUUCUGCCAGUAAAAUUCUGACCAGCAAUAACAGAAGCCAAACUAUGACAUGGGUCACUUGGGGGUGGGGGGUGGGGAAGGUUGGAGAAGAAUGCUGACUUCUUUUCAGAGCUAUGAUUGUUACAUUUCUAGAAGGUUAACACUGUCAUUUAUUGGUAUAUGUAAAGCAUUUAAAAUUUGCAUGUAAAGUUUUACACUGUUGAAGAAAAAAAUAAAUUUUUGUAAUA
Elgaria multicarinata webbii is the source of this 5728-nucleotide messenger RNA. It is a transcript of the gene POLA1, whose product is annotated as DNA polymerase alpha 1, catalytic subunit. The record is from RefSeq and is a predicted model, not a curated record. Bases 118 to 4608 code for a protein of 1496 amino acids. NCBI's taxonomy places the organism in Eukaryota, Metazoa, Chordata, Lepidosauria, Squamata, Anguidae. Gene Ontology annotation, cellular component: alpha DNA polymerase:primase complex. Gene Ontology annotation, molecular function: chromatin binding; DNA-directed DNA polymerase activity; single-stranded DNA binding. Gene Ontology annotation, biological process: lagging strand elongation; leading strand elongation; DNA replication. The transcript is spliced from 37 exons.